AUGCCUAGCAGUGGAGUGAAUGAUUUUGAUUUUCAAAAACAGAUUGGAUCUGGCUCAUUCGGAGAAUGUUGGCUCGUUCGGAGGAAGGCAGAUCAAAAGAAUUAUGUCAUCAAACAAAUUAAUGUCGUUGGAAUGACUCCGAAGGAACAGCAGGAUGCUCUAAAUGAAGUGAACAUCCUAUGUAAAAUGAAUCAUUCAAACAUUAUUGAAUAUUUUGACUCAUUUCUAAGCGUUGAUGAUCGUAAAUUAAAUAUUGUUAUGGAAUAUGCUGCUAAUGGGAAUUUGUAUGAACUCAUUCAACAACAAAAGGGAAAAUUAUUGCACGAGUCUGAUAUUUGGAAAUAUUUCAUUCAAAUUCUGUCAGCACUCAAUCACAUUCAUAGCAUGAAAGUUCUUCAUAGAGAUAUUAAAUCAAUGAAUAUCUUUCUAGAUUCUCAAAACAAUGCAAAAAUUGGAGAUUUUGGAGUUUCCAAAGUUCUCGAUUAUACAAAACAGCUCGCACACACAGUUAUUGGAACUCCCUUCUAUUUGAGUCCAGAAAUGUGUGAGAAUUUGCCCUAUGAUGAAAAAUCAGAUGUAUGGGCCUUAGGAUGUGUCUUGUAUGAAAUGGCUACAUUGAAACAUCCAUUCGAUGCCAAAAAUCAAGGAGCCCUAGUGUUGAAAAUCAUUACUGGACAAUAUCCACCGCUGAGUUCCAUCUACUCGUCGGAUUUAUCCUCAACAAUUAAGAGUUGUUUGAGUAAGAAACCAAAACAAAGGCCAACCACCUAUCAAUUGUUGAAUCAUCCCAUUCUUGUGAAGAAGGCAAAAGAAUUAGGUCUCAGUCUUGCUCCCUUAUUAACACCUUCGACACCUCCUCCUACUACGGUUCCAUUGCCAAAUUUCAGUACCAAUAAUAACUCUCCUACUUCUUCGGUCAGUAGUCAUGACAGAAGAUCCUCCACACCGACAACAUCUGCCACCAAUCAGAAAGUCAUUAUUCACGGUGACACACCCGAGAAAAAAGUGGUCAUGAUUCGACCCUCUCAUCGACCAGCUGCAAGUAACAGCAACAUUGCAGGAGGAACCAAUCAUUCAAAUCGUCCCAAUAGUGCUGCAUCUGUGAAGAGCAUAGUACCUCCUUCCACUCAUGCAGUAAAACGAGUUGGCUUAAAAGUUGACACAAAAUCACCACAAACUCCUCUGGUCAAAGAAAAUGCUGAUCUCGUGAGAAAUUUACCUAAAAUUCCACUCAAACCUUCGACAUCCAAUCAAGCCCUUCCCAUUGAGUCAGAGUCAUCAAAUAAUGGUUCAAAAGGUGACUCCAAACCACUCGUAGAGCAACAAGAAGAAAUAUCUACCAAUGGAAAUUCGAACAAUUCACUCACUUCGGCAACAUCCUCAGACCUUUCACAGCCUGUGACCAUUAAGCAUGAGAAAUCAAAAGAGAGGUACAUUAAUCGGAUAUUGGAUAAAAUUACACAGAAAGAGAAUGAAAUUAAUGAAAUCAAAACACUCUGCAAGGAAAAGGUCUCUGAAACAGUACUUCAUCAACUCAUUCACUUCUUCAAAGAGAGUGUUAAAAACAAUGAAGAGGUAUCUGAAGAGGAUAUUAAUUUGUUUGUCUUUGGAAAGAUUUCAUUCCAACAAGUGGAUAUUAUUCAACAUGUUUACAAGAUUAUUUAUAUACAGAGUGCAAUUGAUGACUUACAACAGGAAAUUGAAGAGUGUCUCUGCAAACAGUUGAAUGAUGCUUGA
Messenger RNA from Naegleria lovaniensis, 1737 nucleotides. RefSeq lists its product as uncharacterized. Gene Ontology annotation, molecular function: protein kinase activity; ATP binding. Gene Ontology annotation, biological process: protein phosphorylation. Bases 1 to 1737 code for a protein of 578 amino acids. The transcript is spliced from 3 exons. Lineage: Eukaryota; Heterolobosea; Eutetramitea; Acrasida; Naegleriidae. The record is from RefSeq and is a predicted model, not a curated record.